Manis javanica (Malayan pangolin) is the source of this 1124-nucleotide messenger RNA. The record is from RefSeq and is a predicted model, not a curated record. NCBI's taxonomy places the organism in Eukaryota, Metazoa, Chordata, Mammalia, Pholidota, Manidae.
UGGUGCUUCAUUGCGUUCACCUGCCCCGCUGUGCUGGCAGGAACAGAGCUCCCAGUUCCUUGGGGACUUUGCUGGCUAGCAGGGUGAGGAGCCAGAUUUCCCUGGGGAGGUGCUAUGGGCAGACAACCCCUUCUCCACGCCUCCAGUCAGGACUGCCCUGGUGCUGAGGUAGGGCCUGGCUGACCCUGCCUCCGGGUCCUGCAGGCUGGGGAAGUUUGCUGUUUUCGUCCAUGCCACGAUGGCCGAGCUGCAGGUGAAGGACCUCAGCCUCAAGCUCCAGGGCAUCCCUGGCCAUGUGUUCCUCCUUCAACUCCUCCCUGGGCAACACGCAAAGCACCAGUUCCUGCUGAGGGCCCGGACCGAAAGUGAGAAGCGGCGAUGGAUCUCAGCCAUGUGCCCCUCCAGCCCGCAGGAGGACAAGGAGGUCAUCAGUGAGGGGGAAGCCUCACUGUCCCUUGGGCUGUCAGACCGCCCCCAGGUUCAGUGUGUCAGGACGUACAAGGCACUGCAGCCAGACGAGCUGACCUUGGAGAAGACAGACAUCCUGGCAGUGAGGACCUGGACCAGUGACGGCUGGCUGGAAGGGGUCCGCCUGGCAGAUGGUGAGAAAGGGUGGGUGCCCCAGGCCUAUGUGGAAGAGAUCAGCAGCCUCAGUGCCCGCCUCCGAAACCUCCGGGAGAAUAAACGGGUCACAAGUGCUACCAGCAAACUGGGGGAGCCCCCUGUGUGAUGGGCAGCCACGGCCUGGGACACCAGCUCCAUGCCUAGACUCCGGACAGGUCUGCGAUGACUCCAUGCCCCAAGCCGCUGCUGGGACUUCUGUUUUGUGGCCUGCCAUUGAGAAUAAGCCUUUACUCAUGCUCCUCAAUGUCCACAUUCCAGGACAGAGGCCAGUUUCUUCCUCUGGCAUGGGGGCCACAGCAGGUGACCUCUGAUACCUGGAAAGGACUGGGGCCCACUCCCUCCACGCUGCCUGAGUCUUGGUCCCUCUGGCAGGGGCCUGGCUGGGAACAGCUCUGGUGCUGAUGGGGGCUGGGACCUAUAUGUAUUUGUCUGGGUUCUUCUGGCCAGAUCCUGCCUGGACCCUGGUUGCUGUGACUUAUCUGUAAAUAAACUCCCAUAAU